AUGGCAACAAACUAUACAAAAUACUCUCAAUUAAUUAAUGCAAGUACAAAUUACGCGCGACGAAUGAAGCAUUUGUCGAACAGGAUCUUCGGGGAAGUCGCUACUCCGACGAAUUCAAAGUCUAUGAAGGUGGUAAAAAUUUUCUCGGCACGUCCACUUCACACCAACGAGGAGAUUAUACAUUACUAUCCACGUCAUGUAGAGACAGGGAAGCUAAUGAUGAAACUGCGCAGCUACGGCUUGUUUAGAGACGAACAUCAAGACUUCAAGGAGGAGAUGAAGAGGCUGCGAGAGCUCCGAGGCAAAGUGAAGGUGUGGAGGCGGUGGCAAAAGAAGGAGAAUGCAGAGUGA
Molecule: messenger RNA, 351 nt
Organism: Papilio polytes (common Mormon)
Lineage: Eukaryota; Metazoa; Arthropoda; Insecta; Lepidoptera; Papilionidae
Gene: mRpS33
Product: 28S ribosomal protein S33, mitochondrial
Exons: 1
Coding region: 1-351 (116 amino acids)
Cellular component (GO): mitochondrion
Source: RefSeq, a predicted model, not a curated record